Molecule: messenger RNA, 1055 nt
Organism: Asparagus officinalis (garden asparagus)
Lineage: Eukaryota; Viridiplantae; Streptophyta; Magnoliopsida; Asparagales; Asparagaceae
Product: probable inactive histone-lysine N-methyltransferase SUVR1
Exons: 6
Coding region: 189-833 (214 amino acids)
Source: RefSeq, a predicted model, not a curated record
GAUGUACAGUGUACAGCCACCACGCGAUGAACUUGCUGAUACGGUGGGGCCCACGUUUAUACGGGUAGAAAUUAGGGUGGCGCAUUUUUAGGAAAACUAUUUUGCGUUGGGGUCUUUUCCUCCUGACGAAUCAAAGCCCAUGACCUUUUUGUACAAGUUUUUAUCCUGGUGGUUGCACUUUACCGUGAAUGGCUCCACGAGGAAGGACGAAAAAGACGGGCUUGCAGCGGAUCGAUGCUGCCUUUGAUCACCUGAUGCCCUUUGGCUUCUCAAAGCUGGUCAUUAGCAAAACCAUCAAAAAUCUUCUAAAGGUUUAUGGAGGAGACGAAGGGUGGGUUUUCAUUGAAGAAGCUUGUUAUAAGGUUGUCAUUGACACAAUCCUUGAGCAACAAGAGAAUGAGGAGAAAGACAACAAGAUGGAGGUAGAAAGAGAAGAUGCUGAUACUUCAAUGGCUUUAGAAAUCUGCAAUCCGGUUGUUGAUGCUGUGGAGACAAGCUCACAUCCCGAGCUUAUCUCAGAUGGAUUACAUUCCGGUCCAGGUGGGGUCGCUCUGAUUUCAGACAAGGACAGACAUGAAGAUGAACUCCCUGAUGUGAUAGAUGCCACAUCAAGUACCGUCGUGACUAGAGAUACCAGUCAAAGUAUCCUGCAGCUGACAAGCCCAUCCUCAAAUGCUGAACCUUGUCAGUUGCAGGAGUCUAAUGGGGUGGUGAGACAUCGGCGUCAGCCAUGUUAUGGAUGUAUAAGCGAGUCAGAAUCAGAGAGGAAGUAUAAACCUGCUCAGCAAGGAAUGGGCUGGAGGAUAUAUCUAGCUGUUAUUGGUGUGAUGUGAAACUGUUUAAUUUAGAUGGACAACAACAUUAACUUCUCUUUGCAUACUGUUGCGGAUGAUCUCAUAAUGUAAUAUUCCGUUCUCAUGGUAGCAUAGGAAAACAUGUUUCUUUUGCGACAUAUGUAUGUCCCUCUUCCUCAAUAUUAUGUAUGUAUAUAUCCAUAUGUGCGCAUGGAUCUUUAAUAUAAUAUUCCAUUCCCAUGGCAGCAUAGGGGAUUUGCA